Molecule: messenger RNA, 9275 nt
Organism: Toxorhynchites rutilus septentrionalis
Lineage: Eukaryota; Metazoa; Arthropoda; Insecta; Diptera; Culicidae
Gene: jbug
Product: filamin-A
Exons: 17
Coding region: 547-9063 (2838 amino acids)
Biological process (GO): actin cytoskeleton organization
Molecular function (GO): actin filament binding
Source: RefSeq, a predicted model, not a curated record
CGAUCAGCACAUUCCAAACAUCGUACGAUCGCGGCCAGCCAAUAGCCAUCGUUCCGCUGCAUCAGCAUUACUCAUCGAUAUAUACCAGCAGCAGAACCCACGACGCUGUUCAGUUCUCAUUCAAAUUCUUUCCGUGACCGUCCACGUUUGCUUAAUAAAUGAUAUUUAGAUAAUAAACUGUAUGUUGAUUAUAAUAAACGUUUUUUAAAAGCUGAACGUCGAAGGCCACAACAAGAUUGGCGCAGCCGUGCGGUUUCAGUGAGUGGAAUAGUAACGAGUGUGAAAAAACAGUGUUAUAAUCAGGAUUGGUAAAUCCGAUUAGAGUGAAUCCGCGAAACAUUAAUACGAACUGUAGAAAGUGCUAGCAUCUGACGCCGCUAUCAAAGUGACGAAAGAGUUGAGGUUCCACCGCACACCGCACCCCACCACUGGAAGAACCGAAGAACCCCGCACACACGAUUGCAAACGGUGAUGUAAAAUGGUAGUCUAAGGUGGCUGCUAAGUUUGAUAUAGAAAAGCAUUGAUCGACGUCUGCUACACCGCGAAAUGGAACUACCAAAGGGAGCGAAAAUUACACAUACUGGACUCCUGCAGCACAACCCGGAUGGGAAGACGGAGAUCCAGAAGAUCACCCAGGCGGGGCUGGUGGCCCGAUCGCCUGAAGGCACCGCUGCAAAGGGUAUGAAUAUCCGCGGGAACGAAGAUCUGUGGGUGGAAAUUCAAGCGAAUACGUUUAAAAAUUGGGUUAACGAGCAUUUGAGGGGGUCCGGCUUACAGGUCACAGACUUUAACGACGACUUCCGCAACGGAACGUACCUGUGCGCCUUGGUGGAAGGACUUCAAAAGCGACCCCUGAAGCCUACCUGGAACAAGAGACCGGCCAAUCAGCAUCACUAUCUGGAGAAUGCAACCACGGCCCUGAAUGCCAUCGAAGCAGAUGGAGUGAAGCUAGUCAACAUUGGGAACGUUGACAUCGUCAACGGGAAUGUGAAACUUAUACUGGGUUUGAUUUGGUCACUAAUCGUGCGGUACCAAAUCGGUCGGAGUAAGUUCCCACCAAGGAAGCUGAUGCUGGCCUGGUUGCAGGCAGCUCUUCCGGAUUGUAAGGUAAAUAAUCUGACCACGGAUUGGAACAGUGGAGUGCUACUCUCGGCUUUACUCGAUUACUGCGAGCCUGGGCUGUUCCCACAUUGGCGUACACUGGAUGUCAACGAUUCUGUGAGGAAUUGUGAACGGGCCAUGAAUAUUGCGCAUCAGAGAUUCAGAAUACCGAAGGUGUUGGAACCCGAAUAUCUAGCGUCCAGCUGGUUGGACGAAUUAUCCGGGAUGACGUACUUGUCGUACUUCAUGAGACCGGAUGGUCCCGGGUACAACGCUACCAUGCAAUGGGUCAAUAGUACAAUUAAAAGACCUGUUUCCAACUUCACGACGGACUUUAACGACGGAAAAGUUUUCUGUGAGAUUAUCCGGGAUCUUGGCGGACCCGUUCCCGAUGCCAGCAAACUUAGUUCGGAUCCUGCCUCAUGGGAGAGCAACCAGAACAAAGUAAUCGAGGGUGGUCUCAAGCUUGGCGUUAAACCGGUACUUUCCGCCAGAGAUAUGGCAACGGCAGAUGAGGAGCAUCUUGGUAUUAUGGCCUACGCUACCUGGCUUCGGUGGAUCACUCCAAGACCACCACUAGCCGAUAUGCUUGCUGUCCAUCUGGAAAGUACCUCGGGCAGAACAGGGGAACCAACUCGUUUCAAAGUGGAGGUGCUCUCCAGGGAGAUAGAAAUGUCCAAAGUGAAGGCCUACGUGGCCACUCCAAACAGUACCGUUCUGCACCCGGUCAAGUUGAACUCCAGAGGUGAAGGUACCUACAUUCCGGAUAAAUACGGGAUGCACGAGAUUGUUCUGGAGGUCGACGGUAACCAGUUGGGAGGCCAUUUCUUCCGUGUGCUACCCCGGUUAGUGCACGUGGCACCUCCCGGGAUGGCACCCUGUGCUCUGGGUAGCCUCGUAGAAGUUCUUGUGAAUGCCACCGGUGCUCCAAAGUCGGAAGAUAUUCUUGUGACGGCUUACAGUCCCUCCGGUAGACCGUUGAAGUGCCCGUUGAAAAAGAUCGACCAUGGGCACAGUGCCAUAUUCAAGCCGGACGAGGCCGGCGUUUGGGAGAUUGCCAUAACGUACCAGGGUCGCCAUAUCCAGGGUGGUCCCUUCACCUGUUCCGUGUUUGAUCCGACUGGCGUGUCGGUUCAUGGAUUGGAUGGGGCUAUGCCACUACGGGCUCACUCCUUCGAAGUAGAUGCCCGUGGGGUUGGUGUCGGCGGAGAACUGCACGUGGACAUCGUGCAUGAGAAGCGCUCGCUGGUAUGUUCGGUGGAAAAGCUGCAGGAAAACAAAUACCAGGUGACGUUCAUGCCACGCCAGAAUGGUAAACACAGAGUGUACAUCUACUUCAACGGGUAUGACGUUAAGGGAUCACCCUACAUUAUGCGAGUUGGAAGCAAAGGUCGCUCGGGAAAGACACGAAGCAGUCCAAUCCAUGACAGCAGAAUGAGAUCCGAGAGCCCGUCGUUCCACUUUAACACCUCUUCCUUGAACAGAAAGAAUGAAGCCAUUCGACGGGAGAGAUAUUCUCCGCAAACGGUUCAAACUUCGAAAGAGAUAUACAGCACUCGAGUCACUUCCCCGGUGCGCCAAAGUCCGUCACCGAGGGAGAUCCAUAACAGCAGUUACAGAACCGAUUACAAGAACAUCUCUUCGGACAAUGAUCACAGCUUCAAAAAGAGCACCGAGGUGUUGGCAACGGAUUUGAAAACUCCACCCAAAGACGAUGGAUACAAUUUUGUUAAAACGGUCCGCACGGAGAACCACGUCACAAAAACCAUUCGUCAGCAUCGGGACUCGGAAAGUCCCAGUUUGCUUCGCGCUAGUCCCGGUUUGAGGAGCCCCCAGACUGUUUCGUCAACGAUUUAUGAGUCAAACUCACGGAAUGUCACCGCUAGUCCCAAGUUCUACACUUCAACCACUCGGUACGUACCUUCCCCGGUCGAUCGUCGCAUCUCCAGCCCAAUCAACAUGCACGAGAAAAAUGAAACGUACAAGGUUACCGAGCGUGAAUCGUCUUACAAGAGCACCAUCUCUCGGGAUGUGGUACGUGACAGUCCUACGAUCGAGAUGUACAAGCCGUCUCCGUCGUCGGUCGACUAUUCUUCAAACAUUAAGGUCACAGCCAGUAAUGGACCUUCGCGACGUGACAGUCGCGAUGUUAUCAACAAAACGAAGCACAUGUUCUCGCACAAUUCGCUGGAAUCGUUGGCAAAUCUCACCGAGAAACAACUCAAUACGGAUUUGAGCUACGAUCGGACGGUGGAUCACCAGACCGAAAAGAAUACGCACUUCAACAAGUUCUCGCUGGGGGAGACUAAUAAUAACAACAAUCGUAACGAUAGAAAAAUUAUUGAAGACGAAGGGUUGUAUCGCUCGGGGGGAUAUUUGAAGAAUUACAAAACCGAGAAGAACGAGAGGUACGAGAAGUAUACAACGGUGAACAGUGGUUUCGAACCGAUUGGACGGGACAUUACUGGUGCUAGAGCGAUUCGUGUUCAGGAUAUUCCGGACGGGGUGCUUGGACGACCCGUGGAGUUCGAGAUUGAUGGAUCCCAAGCCGGUUCUGGAAAUCUGGAAAUACUGGUUAACGGAGGCCGUGUUACGUCGGCAGUCAGAGCGCUGGGUAAUCAACGUUUUGUGGCUAGUUUUACACCGCACGAGUCGGGUGUACACACGGUGCAGAUAACAUUCAACGAAGAAACGGUACCAGGUUCACCGUGGAAUAUCAACAUUAUGUCCUCACCGGGACUGACGGCUCUCGGUGAAUCCACCCGGCUGGUACCGGCCAAUGUGCCGGCGGUUUUUGAGGUCCUGCCGCCUCCUGGAGCUUCGAUCAGAGGCAGUGACUGUGUUGCGACCGUGCUCUCGCCUAGCAAGAGCAAGGUUAAUGCACGUGUCACCCACGAGGCGGCCAACGGUGCGCUGAGGAUCGAGUUUGUCCCCAACGAGGUGGGAACGCACAUCAUCGAGGCGUCGAUCGGAGGAACCACUCUUGUUGGAGGACCGUUGAUUGCGAAGGUUUACGAUUCGAGUUUGAUUCAGGUAACGGACGUGAACGGAGGAGUGGUUGGUCAGCCGUGCCAAUUCAGGGUGGACGCAAGCGCUGCGGGCGAGGGACAAUUGGAAAUUUCGAUUAAUGAAGGAGAGGUUCCGAAUCAUGUCCAGGUGGUGGGCGGUGGAAGAUGUCUGGUCUCGUUCACACCCGAACAUGCAAAGCCACAUUUGAUUGAUAUCAAGUUUAACGGAGAAACGGUUAUUGGUUGUCCUUUCGUAUGCUCGGUAGCUGACACCAGCCGAGUGUUGCUCAACCUAUCAAACCUGGAACUGAUCCCAGUCAACAGACCGGCUUCAUUCCACAUCACCGUAAGUGGUGGAGGAGCAGCUGAACUUGCGGUCAGCGUACGAGGUCCACAGGGUGAGCUUCCUGUUCGAGUGACAGGCGAUAUCCAUGCAGGGUUCACCGCGGAGUUCACUCCAAAUCAUGUGGGAGCUCACACGAUAAAUGUUGAGUACAACGGAUAUCCCGUGCAGGGAACGCCUUUCGUGGCCAAAUCAUACGACGCUACCAAGGUAGCAGUUGGGUCGGUUUCCAAGGGCACGGUUGGAAGACCAGUACAGUUUACCGUUGACGCUGGAGACGCCGGUGAGGGAAAUCUAGAGAUCACCAUCUCCGCUAAAGGCCAUAAUAUUCCCACCCAGGUGCAUCCACAAGGAAAUGCGAAGUUCGCCGUAUCAUUUGUCCCCGCCGAGCCUUGCGAACACAUAAUCAACGUGUCCUUCAACAAGAUGCUGGUUCCCGGCUGUCCAAUCACAGUCAUAAUCAACGGAGGAACAACCGGACCGCAGGUUUCUCUCGGAGGACCCGGACCACUUCAUUUGCCGAAUUCGCUAAUCAUCAACCACUCCGGAGGCCGAUUGGAAGAUAUUGAAGUUAACGUUGAAGGACCAUCCGGUCACUCGGUGCCAGCGCAGGUUCUCCAGACGGCGGACGGUGUGUUCAAGGCCGAGUUCGUCCCACGAGUGGUCGGUGAGCACCGGGUCAGCGUAACCGUCGAGGGACAACCGACGGCUGGCAGUCCGUACUCCGCUAAGGUCUACGACGUAACGGCGAUCAAGGUGAAGAAUGUGAACAAUGGCACCGUGGGAAAACCGGUCGUCUUUCUCGUGGAAACUUCCCAGGCAGGGCCGGGAAAUCUGGAGGUUACGGUUAACGGUGGCCGAGUGCCAACCUCGGCACAAGCCCAGGGUCAGCAUACGUACGCGAUCAGCUUCACGCCACGCGAAGCCCAGAAUCACACCGUGGAGCUGAGAUUCAACGGGCAGGAUGUGCCCGGAAGCCCAUUUACUUGCAAGGUAUCACCCGCGGCUCGCAUUGUCGCCAACGAUCUGAUGGACAAAGUAAGUGUGGGUCAUGUGUUUGAUUUCGUGGUGGAGUCGGACAUUUCGCCGGUCGUGGAAGUGCUGGGACCAGCGCGGAGGGCGGUUCGUGCGGACGUGCUUCCCGUCCCGGAUGGGUACAAGGUGAAAUUCGAACCGAUAGAAGUUGGUGAUCAUUCGGUUGAGGUACGGCUGCCCGGUAGUGGCCACGUUGAAGGGAGUCCGUUUCUGCUGAAAGCCUAUUCGGCGGAAAAAGUUAUCGUGACUGACAUAAGACCGGGUGUUGUUGGAAAAAGUGUGAGUUUUGGCAUCAAUGCCAGCCAAGCGGGAGCGGGAAAUUUGGAGAUCAUCGUAGCGGUUGGAGGGAAAAAUGUCCCAAACUUCGUACAAUCGGAAGGGAACGCUCGAUUCAAGGUAAACUUCAAACCAACGGAAGCGGCAACGCAUUCGCUGUCGGUUAGAUUCAAUGGCUAUCCGGUCCCGGGAUCGCCUUUCGCGUGUCACGUGACGCAUGCUCCUGUUUCACUGUCCAAGGCAAUUGCCAGUGGGGAGUGUUUGAGGCAGGCUCCGGUGAAAUGUGAGAAUAUAUUCGAGCUCGAGGGAUUCGAUGGAAUUGAUCCGCAGGUGCUAAUCACCUCUCCGUCCGGUGAUACCGUUUCUUGCAGAGUGAACUCCAGAGAUGAUAUACAUUUGGUUUCGUUUGUGCCAACUUCGGUGGGUAGGCAUCUGAUUAGUGUGACAGCGAAUGAUCAGCACAUCAACGGGUCACCGUUUUCGUGCAACGUGUUUGACGUUUCGCGAGUGGCGAUCAGUGGCUUGGAUCAACAUAAUACAAUGGCUUCUUUGGGAGUUCCGUUGACCUUUAGUGUGGAUGCAGCGGGAGCGGGUGAAGGAACCUUGGAGUUGGUUGUAUCUACAGCUACCAGUACUGUUAAAGCUGAGGUAACUGCAUGUGCCCGAGGACUGUAUGACGUUACAUUUGUGCCUCACACAUGCGAACCACAUUUUGUCAAUAUUACUUUCAACGAUCUGCCAGUGGAUGGAAGUCCCUUCCGCUGUGAAGUGCAGCAAAACACGCAACACGUCCAGAUUGGAAAUAGUACAUUUAUAGAAUUAGCUGGCGAGGAUCAAACCGUUGAGAUUUAUGAUCCGGACAAUAAGAUGGUUCCAUUUACGCUGUCCAGGAAAUCGGCCGAAUUCAAGGUUACCAAAAUCGGAAACUACGUUGUGAGAUACAUCGACCAGGAGACACGAUCGUUCAUGGCUGCCCGGACAGUCAACGUAUUCGACCCUUCUAUGGUGAAGAUUGUUGAAGUUGGUGAAGCAUACUGCCAUAAGCCUGCCUCUCUGGCGGUAUCGAUCUUGGAUGCCGGUCAAGGAACUUUGACUUCCGUGGUCCGUUGUGGAGGUCUGGAAGUUCCGCACUCUAUUCGCGGACCAACCAAAAAUGGAACCUGGGAGAUUGUGUACCAUCCGACUCGAGUUGCCCCCCAUAAGAUUAUGAUUCUCUAUAAUCAAGUCCCAAUCGCUAGUAAGCCGAUUGAAAUUAAUGUAUUGGCACCUGCAAUGAGCAAAGAGAUCACCGUAAACGGUCUGGGGCUGUAUCAGGCUCGUGUUGGUAAGACAACUUCGUUCGCUAUAGACACUGUCGGUCACCCGGCACGGGAGUUUGACGUUGUUGUUUCUGGCCCGGGAGGUCAAGCUCUACCAGUGCGCUGCUACCAGACCAAGGGCGGACACUUACAGGCUGAAUUCACCGUGCAGAAAGUUGGGCAAUGCUUGAUUGACGUUCUACACCAAUCGAAACCGUUGCCAGGAAGUCCGUACACGUGUGAAACCUACGAUCCUUCCAAGAUUCAUCUGCAGAAUGUCCCAAAAAUGAAUCUUUGCACAAACUCUCCGAUCACCUGGAAUGUUGAGUCCGAGUCGGCCGGCGUGGCUGAAAUCGAGGUUACCGUUCUCUCGUCCAACGGACAGAACGUUCCCGUUAAAUUGACACAGCACGAGGACUACACCCACCAGAUCGAAUUCUUGCCAUUGAGUGCCGGUCACUACAAAGCGAACGUCAUGUACGGUGGGGAAAACGUUCCCGGAUCGCCGAUAACGUUUGCCGUUCAGGCGAUCGGUAACAAAACGGACAGCCACGCGACCGGCAAUGGCCUGGAAGUUGCCCACCGCGGUAAGGAGACCUCGUUUGUGGUGUUCUGUCCGACCGUACCGAAUGUGCAGAUUGAGCGGUGCGACGAACAAGCGGAGCGGAUCGAACCAAGGGUUAAGAAUCUGGGCAACAACGAAUGGAAGAUUUUCUACACCAUAUUGACCGUUGGUGAGUACGAGAUCAGAGCGAGUUGCACGAACAGAGGACCGCUGCCGGGGUCGCCUUGGACAAUCGCCUGUUUGGAUCCGGCGAAGGUAACCCCAAUAGGUGGUUGGGGUAGCUUGUUGGACAGUAACGGAAAGCUGCUUCUGCCUUCGAAAAUAGUUUUCGACACAAGCUCGGCUGGGCCGGGAGAAUUGACCUGUUAUAUAGAUAACACUGAGAUCACUGUUGAGAAGCAAGGAAAGGAAAGGAGUCUGCUGUAUCUAUCGGACGAGGGUCUCACAAAAGGAGAGCAUAGCUUCGAUUUGACUUGGUCGGGGCUACCCAUCUCCCAGAGCCCUGGAUUCGUUUUCGUGACUGAAAAUUCUUCCGCAGCCGACAAAGUUGUUCUCACGGGAAGGGGAUUGACAGCCGCACAGGUUGGCGAGAUCUCUCAUUUCACUAUCGACGCUUCGGAAGCCUUGUCCGGAAAGCCAGAAGUUCAUAUGUCUUAUGAGGAUGGAGAGAACCUUCCAGUCACCCUGCUUCAACCAAGACCGAACGAAUUGAUCUGGUUGGCAUCGUACAAUCCGCACAAGUCAACCGGCGGCCCAUUGCAUCUCUCAGUGGAUUGGAACGGCCGAACGAUCAAGGGAUGCCCACUAAGCAUCUCGGUCGGUCCGGCGGUUGAUGCCGCCAAGGUUCUCUGCUCGGGAGAAGGUCUUCGUAAUGGUGUGGUGGGUCGAGAUAUAAAAUCCUGGAUUGAUACUCGGCGAGCCGGACCGGGAGAGCUUACCGCUCAUUGCGCCGGACCACGCAAGGUUGCGUACUGCGAGCUGUACGACCAUGGUGAUGCAACGUUCACAUUGAACGUUAAGCCCCAGGAGCCGGGCAGACAUACGCUCACCAUCAAAUACGGCGGACAGCAUGUCCCUGGCUCGCCGUUCACCCUGAGAGUUGCGGGUGCUCCAGAUGCUAGCAAAGUUCGCGUCUACGGCCCGGGUGUUGAGCACGGAGUGUUGGCAACGUUCCAAUCGAGGUUCAUUGUGGACACCAGAGGUGCUGGGGCUGGUCAGCUGACAGUGCGCGUCAGAGGACCCAAAGGUGCUUUCCGCGUUGAGAUGCAACGAGAGAGUCAAAAGGACAGAACUAUACUCUGCAAGUAUGACCCCACCGAGCCAGGUGAUUACCGAGUGGAAGUUAAGUGGGCUGGAGAGCUUGUACCAGGAUCUCCCUUCCCGGUGUUAAUUUUCGACACACAAGAAGAGUUGAAGCGUUUCUUACACGGCAACUAACCACAUCACUUAAAUAUUGUUUGUGCAGAUUAAUGAUAUGUAUAAGAUGUUGACUAAUUUAUAUUUAACUAGAUGCUUUUUGAUCGUCGCAAAAAAAACAAACAAAAUAAACCUUUAUAUUUUUCGAUAGAAAUUUAUUCGUAGCACCAUUAAUUGAUUUACAUGUAUUUAUUACGCUGUAAUGAAUAAACAUCCGGCUAGUUUAAUUUUCA